AGUGUGUUAAAGGGUGUUGCCAACAAUGUGUUUGCAGGGUAAGAUAGAUGCAUAGCAGCACUUUUUGAUGGAAGUGGCAAAACCACUUUCACUGCUGUAAUUCCUGUCAGAGGGUUAUUAUUUUUUGAAAAGAAGUGCACAGAUCUGAGUUCAUGUGUCAUCUAACAACAACAUAUCUGAGUAACACAAGGCAUUGUUGGGGCCUACGAGGUGAAUUUAAAUGAUGCACAACAAUAUUAAGAUCUAGUAAACACACAAGUCACACACAAGGUUUCCUCUUUAGAGUUUAGUCAGAAGUCUACCCCUAAGUCAAAGAAAGAAAGACAUGUAGCAGACACGAUGCUAUUCUGAAACUAUUGUCUGUACAGGGUGCACUGUUGGCUGUGUCGGUAGUAUCACUUCUGUCAUGCAAAAAAAAACAAAAAACCCACACGCAAGCCUCCAGCUGUGUGCGCCUGCAGGUCUGGUCAGAGUCACCUUGCAUAUUUAAAAGUUUGCAUAUAUGGACUUGUGGUUCUAUAGCUGCACAGACUGUGGGCUUUCGCAGUGCGUGUUUCGAAAACAGUCUCAGGAAACAAUUAAACCAUACAUCUCACAUCGGAACCCGCAAGCCCACCCAGUUACCUUGGUUUUGAGGAAGGUUGUACUUUUUAAAAAAAGCGACACCUUCAAUUUUUUUCAUGUGUGUGCAAACCAUUUCUCAUUUAAUGUGUGUGCAAACCAUUUCUCUCUUCACAGAUCUUAAUGCAAAGUGGAUAACUUCUUUGAUUAGGCAAGCCAUCUCACUAUCCUGCGAUCCACAAUGAAUUCCACCAUCAGCACCAUGGAAAGCUUCACCACACCCGCCACUAAAAAUAAUACUGAAUAUGAUUAUGACUAUGUCAACGAAUCCAAUAUUGACUAUAGUGACUAUGAACCAUGUGUAUAUAAGCGACACGGAGCAACUUUUCUUCCUGCCAUCUACAUCAUUUUCUUCCUGCUGGGCCUUCUGGGUAACUCUCUGGUCUUCUGGGUCAUUACUUGUGGAGCACGACUCCGCACCAUGACCGACGUGUGCUUGUUAAACUUGGCCAUUGCUGACCUCCUUUUGGUGUGUUCCCUGCCCUUCCUAGCCCACCAAGCCAAGGACGAGUGGGUGUUUGGGGAUGCUAUGUGCAAAAUAGUCUUGGGCAUUUAUCAUAUCGUCUUUUACUGUGGGAUCUUUUUUAUCAGUCUAAUGAGCAUUGAUCGGUACUUGGCUAUAGUGCAUGCUGUUUGUGCUAUGAGAGCACGUACACGCUCCUUUGGACUGACUGCAGCUGCUAUUACGUGGGGAGCGGGAUUUCUGGCUUCCUUUCCUGACCUGAUCUUCCUCCAAGAGCAAUAUAUGUCGGGACGUCAAAUUUGCUAUCCUGGUUUUCCAAAUGGGGAUUCCAGUCUUCAUUUCUGGAAGGUCUUCAGCAUCGUUAAAAUGAACAUUGUAGGUCUGCUCAUCCCGAUCAUCAUUCUGGGUUUCUGUUACUCACAGAUCAUCUGGAGGUUACUGAACAGCCAUUCAUCCAAGAAACUAGCUAUCCGCCUUGUUGUCAUAGUGGUAGCUAUUUUCUUCUGUUGCUGGAUUCCCUACAACGUUACGUCAUUUUUCCAUGUACUGGAGCUAAAGCACAAGUAUUUAGAUUGCGGGCAGAGCAAAGCCAUCAGACUGGCUUUACAAAUCACAGAGGCCAUUGCUUACUCUCACAGUUGCCUCAACCCCAUCCUAUAUGUGUUUGUCGGGGAGAAGUUCAGGAGGCACCUGUUGCGGAUGAUAAACAGAUCUCCCUGCAGACUGUGCCAGCUGGUCAAGGUCUUCAUACCACAGGACAGAAUUUCCGCAUCAGUCUACUCACAAACUACCAGCGUGGAUGAGAGGAGCACUGCUAUGUAGUGAACUGGGACAGUUGGGGGAUGUGCUUCUUUUUAUUUUUUCAUGUCCAGUAAAAAUAGAUCACUGUGGCUUAUUGUCACUUCUAGAGUGUUAAGGUUUGGCACUUGUGAAUGUAUGCAUGUGACUGUAUAUUAAUAUAAUGUACCACAGAUAUGUAUUUUUUACUCUGUUUUUGUACUUCUAUGAGUUAUGACCAAAAUGUAUGCAAUUCCAUUAUAAAUCUGAUUUUGAAUA
Messenger RNA from Oreochromis aureus, 2140 nucleotides. It is a transcript of the gene ccr8.2, whose product is annotated as cabz01093075.1. Lineage: Eukaryota; Metazoa; Chordata; Actinopteri; Cichliformes; Cichlidae. Gene Ontology annotation, biological process: G protein-coupled receptor signaling pathway; immune response; chemotaxis. The transcript has 2 exons. Gene Ontology annotation, molecular function: chemokine receptor activity. The record is from RefSeq and is a predicted model, not a curated record. The coding region runs from base 803 to 1906 and encodes 367 amino acids. Gene Ontology annotation, cellular component: membrane.